This is a messenger RNA of Nerophis ophidion (straightnose pipefish), 8910 nucleotides long. RefSeq names its product mucin-2-like. The transcript is spliced from 6 exons. The record is from RefSeq and is a predicted model, not a curated record. NCBI's taxonomy places the organism in Eukaryota, Metazoa, Chordata, Actinopteri, Syngnathiformes, Syngnathidae. The coding region runs from base 100 to 8910 and encodes 2936 amino acids.
UCUCAAGCCCGUUUUUUUUUUCCUGGCAAUUCUUGCCAGCUUGGAACGUACAGAACCGUUUUGGACCCGCAUUGGACUGGACCAGGAUCUGGCCGGACCAUGUCGGGGCCUCCCGGGUGGAUUGCGGUUUGGGUUUGGGUCACCUUGGUGUCCCUAGCCCGCCUCGGUCAGACACAAUCCGGGACAAACGGUGACGUCCACGGACGUCCGAACGCGGGAUUCUUCCCGGCCCCCGUGUGGAAGUUCCUGGCAGUGUCAGGACGCGGAGGAGGCACUUUGGACCUGGGUCGGCCGCGGUUCCGUUGCGGCGACACGACGCUUUCUGUCCGCGUGUCCCUCAUCCGACACGCUAAAGCGCGCCUCCCAGACGGGAGGAGGCUGCCGGUGCUGCACGACGCAUGCGCGGCUUCGGUUCGGAGGUUCGGUCCGUGGCUGCUGCUCAAGCUGCCGUACAGCAGCUGUCACCUGCACGCCACGGUGUCAAAUGGAAGACAUUUUCACCAGUUGGAAGUCCAUUAUUUUGACAGUCUGCUGCAGACUAACAUCAUAGGUGUGGCUUCCUGUGAGAAUCCUGCCACCGCCGUGAAACUGACACCGCCAUUGGUCCUGUGCAGACCAACACAAAUAAUUGUCAAAGUGCCUCUGGGGACCAAAUUGAUAAGGGUUAAAGAUCUGGGAAAUGACGGUGACAUCCCCUCUACGAUCAGCACGUCGAAUGCAGGUGCUGUGUUUGUGCAGGUCUCUACACCAGCUAAUAUGAGUUCCAUUAUGGAAAUUGUUCUUUUGGACUCUCUCGGGGACGUGUCAACCAUGCUGGCAGCUUGUUACAACGCAACCGCACAAAUUGGACGAAGACGUCAGCCAAGAUCUGUGCAGCAACAUCUCAGGCAUGAACGAGGAGGUGGCGAGGACAGUAAUUUUGAAACUUACAACCCAGAAACGCAAGCAUGCAAGACCCCUGUAACACAGGUGUCGUAUGACGAUGCGCAUAUCUUUGAGUUGUGGGGUUAUGAUGAAAUUCCUCAACGACCAUAUACUGGAGUUGAAACAGGCGACGCAACAUGUGAUCAAAUGCCUGCUAGCCUUACACCAACUCCUUUGUGCAAAGUUGAGACAUCGUCUGAAGUGGCCUGUGCCGCAACUACCUCAACUGCAAGCACAGGUCUGUUCACUGGCAUCUGUUCACCAACACAUACAACUACUACGAAUCUAUGUCCAAUUCUAACUCAAAUUCUGCCUGAAAAUACCCCUGUAGCCCCGUGCCCCUCAGCAGCAAUGGCUUCUACUUCUGUGGCGCCGAGUAUUUGUGCUUUUGCUACUGUUGAAGGUACAACUACUCCUGCCUUGGUGGCAUGCUCUGGUUUGACCAGGACUACUGGUGUACCAAUGGCAACUUCCCUUUCUACAACUAAAACUACUGCCUUACCAGCAACAACCAAUCCCGAUGUACCAAACAUCCAAUCUUUCAGUAGGCCAACAUCUGUAUCUUCCAAAUGGCCAACACCUCCUGAAUCAACAGCUACUACACCAGAAUCGUUUCAAUGGCCAACACUUCCUCAAAUAAUUCGAACUCCAAAAACAACCAUUACUGAUGUACAAAGCCCUACAACUCUUGUGACACCUUCAAAAACUACGACACAACCAGAAACAACCAAUCCUGAUGGGCCAAGCACCAUUUCUUCUCAAUGGCCAGCAUCCCCUGAAUUAACUACCACAUCAAAAACAACCAGUCCUGAUAUACCAAGCCUCACAACACCACUUGUGACAACCACUUCUGAACAAACUAAUGCGAUGGCAGUAACAACAAAUCUUGAUGUACGAAGCUCUGCAACUCUUGUGCCACCUUCAGAAACUAUAACACUAGAAAACACCAGUCCUGAUGUACCAAGCACCAAAUCUUCUCAAUGGACAACACCGCAAUUAACUUCAACUAUUACUGAUGUACGAAGCUCUACACCUCUUAUGACAACUUCAGAAACUACAACACAACCAGAAACAACCAGGCUUGAUGUACCAAGUACCAAAUCUUCUCAAUGGACACAACCUCGUGAAUUAACUACAACUCUAGAAACAAACAGUUCUGAUGUACCAAGCCCCACAACGCUGAUUUUGACAACCACUCCUCAACUAACUAAUACGAUGCCAGUAAUAACCAGUCGUGAGGUACGAAGCUCAACAACUACUUUGGCACCUUCAGAAACAACAACACCAGGAAGGACCAUUUCUGAUGCACCAAGCACCAAAUCUUCUCAUUGGUCAACACCUCCUGAAUUAACUACAAUACAAGAAACAACCAGUCCUGAUGUACCAAGCCCUACAACUCCACUUGUAACAACCACUUCUGAACCAACUGAUAUGAUGGUCUUAACAACCAGUCAUGUACAAAGCCCUACAACUCUUAUGGCCCCUUCAAAAACUACAGCACCACCAGAAAACACAAGUCCUGAUGUACCAAGCACCAAAUCUUCUCAAUGGACAACACCGCAAUUAACUUCAACUAUUACUGAUGUACGAAGCUCUACACCUCUUAUGACAACUUUGGAAAUUACAACACAACCAGAAACAACCAGGCUUGAUGUACCAAGCACCAAAUCUUCUCAAUGGACACAACCUCCUGAAUUAACUACAACUCUAGUAACAAACAGUUCUGAUGUACCAAGCUCCACAACGCUGAUUUUGACAACCACUCCUGAACUAACUAAUACGAUGCCAGUAAUAACCAGUCGUGAGGAACGAAGCUCAACAACUACUUUGGCACCUUCAGAAACAACACCAGAAAGGACCAUUCCUGAUGCACCAAGCACCAAAUCUUACCAUUGGUCAACAUCUCCUGAAUUAACUACAAUACCAGAAACAACCAGUUCUUAUGUACCAAGCCCUACAACUCCACUUGUAACAACCACUUCUGAACUAACUGAUUUGGUGGCCUUAACCAGUCCUGAUGUACAAAACCCUAGUACUCUUGUGACACCUUCAACACAACCAGAAACAACCAUUGUUUAUGUUGAAAGAACCAUAUCUUCUCAUUGGUCAACACCUCUUGAAAUAGCUACGACCGAAACGACAAGUACCGGUGAGGGAAUCUCUACACCGCUUGUGACACCUUCAGAAACGACCGAAACAGCCAGUUCUGACUUGCCAACUACCAAAGCUUUGGAGGGGCCGGCGCCUCUUGAAUUAACAGAUGCAACACUAAAAACAACCACUAAUGAUGUACCAAGCACCAAAUCUUCAAUUUGGCCAAUACCUACUGAAUCAACAACUAUAACACAAGAAACAACCAGUCCUGAUGUACCAAGCCCCAAAUCUUCUCAAUGGACAAAACCUCCCGAAUUAACUACAAUUCUAGAAACAACCAGUACUGAUUUACGAAGCCCUACAAAUCAUCUGACACUCUCAAAGACUACUACAUUACCAGCAAUAGUCAGUCCCGAUGUCCCAAUCACAAUAUCUUAUCAAUGGCCAACGUCCUCUGAAUUAAUAAAAACAUCAGAAAAAAACAGUACUGAUGUACCAAGCCUCACAACACCACUUGUGAUAACCACUUCUGAACAAGCUAAUGCGAUGGCAGGAAUAACCAGUCUUGAUGUACUAAGCUCUGCAACCCUUGUGCCAUCUUCAGAAACUACAACACCAGACAACACCGGUCCUGAUGUACCAAGAACUUCAGAAACAACCAUUACUGAUGUACGAAGCUCUACAACUCUUGUGACAACUUCAGAAACUACAAUACAACCAGAAACAACCAGUUAUGAUGUACCAAGCCCCGCAACGCCAAUUGGGACAACCACUUCUCAACCAACUAAUACGAUGCCAGUAAUAACCAGUCGUGAGGUACGAAGCUCAACUCUUUUGGCACCUUCAGAAACUACAACACCAGAAAGGACAAUUUCUGAUGCACCAAGCACCAAAUCUUCUCAUUGGUCAACACCUCCUGAAUUAACAACUACAAUACAAGAAACAAGCAGUCCUGAUGUACCAAGCCCUACAUCUCCACUUGUAAAAACCACUUCUGAACCAACUGAUAUAAUUGUCUUAUCAACCAGUCAUGUACAAAGCCCUACAACUAUUGUGACACCUUCAAAAACUACAACACAACCAGAAACAACCAGUCCUGAUGCACCAACUUCUCAAUGGCCAACAUCCCCUGAAUUAACUACAACAUCAAAAACAACCAGUCCUGAUGUACCAAGCACCAAAUCUUCUCAAUUGACAACACCUCAAUUAACUUCAACUUCAGAAACAACCAUUACUGAUGUACGAAGCUCUACAACUCUUGUGACACCUUCAGAAACUACAACACAACCAGAAACAACCAGUCCUAAUGUACCUACUUCUCAAUGGCCAACAUCCCCUGAAUUAACUACAACGUCAAAAACAACCAGUCCUGAUGUACCAAGCACCAGAUCUUCUCAAUUGACAACACCUCAAUUAACUUCAACUUCAGAAACAACCAUUACUGAUGUACAAAGAUCUACAACUCUUGUGACACCUUCAGAAACUACAACACAACCAGAAACAACCAGUUCUGAUGUAACAAGCCUUACAACGCCAAUUGGGACAAUCACUUCUCAACCAACUAAUACGAUGCCAGUAAUAACCAGUCGUGAGGUACGAAGCUCAACUCUUUUGGCACCUUCAGAAACUACAACACCAGAAAGGACCAUUCCUGAUGCACCAAGCACCAAAUCUUCUCAUUGGUCAACACCUCCUGAAUUAACAACUACAAUACAAGAAACAAGCAGUCCUGAUGUACCAAGCCCUACAACUCCACUUGUAACAACCACUUCUGAACCAACUGAUAUAAUGGUCGUAUCAACCAGUCAUGUACAAAGCCCUACAACUAUUGUGACACCUUCAAAAACUACAACACAACCAGAAACAACCAGUCCUGAUGCACCAACUUCUCAAUGGCCAACAUCCCCUGAAUUAACUACAACAUCAAAAACAACCAGUCCUGGUGUACCAAGCACCAAAUCUUCUCAAUUGACACCUCAAUUAACUUCAACUUCAGAAACAACCAUUACUGAUGUACGAAGAUUUACAACUCUUGUGACACCUUCAGAAACUACAAUACAACCGGAAACAACCAGUUCUGAUGUACCAAGCCCCGCAACGCCAAUUGGGACAACCACUUCUCAACCAACUAAUACGAUGCCAGUAAUAACCAGUCGUGAGAUACGAAGCUCAGCAACUCCUUUGGCACCUUCAGAAACUACAACACCAGAAAGGACCAUUCCUGAUGCACCAAGCACCAAAUCUUUUCAUGGGUCAACACUUCAUGAAUUAACAACUACAAUACAAGAAACGACCAGUCCUGAUGUACCAAGCCCUACAACUCCACUUGUAACCACCACUUUUGAACCAACUGAUAUGAUAGUCUUAUCAACCAGUCAUGUACAAAGCCCUACAACUAUUGUGACACCUUCAAAAAUUACAACACAACCAGAAACAACUAGUCCUGAUGUACCAAGCCCCAAAUCUUCUCAAUGGCCAAUAUCCCCUAAAUUAACUACAACACCAGAAACAACCAGUCCUGGUGUACCAAGCCCUACAACUCUACUUGUAACAACCACUUCUGAACCAACUGAUAUGAUGCUCUUAACAACCAGUCAUGUACAAAGCCCCACAACUCUUGUGAAACCUUCAAAAACUACAACACAACCAGAAAUAACCAUUCCUGAUUGGCCAAGCACCAAAUCUUCUCAAUGGCCAACAUCCCCUGAAUUAACUACAUCAAAAACAAUCAGUACUGAUGUAAGUAUCCCUACAUUUCGUGUGACACCUUCAGAAAGUACAACACCAGAAACCACCAGUACUGAUGUACCAAGCACCAAAUCGUUUCAAUGGCCAACACCUCAUUUAACUGGAACUCCAGAAACAACCAUUACUGAUGUACAAAGCCAAACAACUCUUGUGACACCUUCAGAUACUACAAAACCAGAAACAACCAGUCCUGCUUGGCCAAGCACCAAAUCUUCUCAAUGGCCAGCAUCCCUUGAAGUAACUACAUCAAAAACAAGUCUUGAUGUAGAAAGUCUCACAACACCACUUGUAACAACCACUUCUGUACCAACUAAUGUGAUGGCAGUAAUAACCCGUCCUGAUGUAAGAAGCUCUACAACUCUUGUGCCACCUUCAGAAACUACACCAGAAAACACCAGUCCUGAUGUACCAAGCCCCACAAUUCCAGUUUUGACAGCCACUUCUGAACCAAUUAUCACCUUGCGAUUAGUAACCAGUCUUAAUGUACCUAGCCUUACAACUCUUGUGACACCCUCAAAAAAAACUACCUUGCCAGAAACAACCAGUUCUGUUGUACCAAGCACAAAAUCUUUUAAUUGGCCAUCGCCUCCUGAAUCAACAAGUACAACCAGUUCUGAUGUACCAAGCACCAAAUCUUCUCAAUGGAAAACACUUCAAUUAACUUCAACUUCAGAAAAAAACCUGACUGAUGUGCGUAUCUCUACAGCUCUUGUGACACCUUCAGAAACUACAACACAACUAGAAACAACCGGUCCUGAUGUACCAAGCACCACAUCUUCUCAAUGGCCAACAUCCCCUCAACCUGAAUUAACUACACCAGAAAACACCAGUCCUGAUGUACCAAGCACCAAAUCUUCUCAAUGGACAACACCGCAAUUAACUUCAACUUUAGAAACAACUAUUACUGAUGUACGAAGCUCUACACCUCUUAUGACAACUUCAGAAACUACAACACAACCAGAAACAACCAGGCUUGAUGUACCAAGCACCAAAUCUUCUCAAUGGACACAAGCUCCUGAAUUAACUACAACUCUAGAAACAAACAGUUUUGAUGUACCAAGCCCCACAACGCUGAUUUUGACAACCACUUCUCAACUAAUUAAUACGAUGCCAGUAAUAACCAGUCGUGAGGUACGAAGCUCAACAACUACUUUGGCACCUUCAGAAACAACACCAGAAAGGAUAAUUCCUGAUGCACCAAGCACCAAAUCUUCUCAUUGGUCAACACCUCCUGAAUUAACUACAAUACAAGAAACGAGUCCUGAUGUACCAAGCCCUACAACUCUACUUGUAACAACCACUUCUGAACCAACUGAUAUGAUGGUCUUAACAACCAGUCAUGUACAAAGCCCUACAACUCUUAUGGCACCUUCAAAAACUACAGCACAACCAGAAAUAACCAGUCCUGAUGGGCCAAGCACCAAAUCUUCUCAAUGGACGACACUUCAAUUAACUUCAACUUCCGUAAAAACCCUGACUGAUGUGCGUAUCGCUACAACUUUUGUGACACCCUCAGAAACUACAAAACAAAUAGAAACAACCAGUCCUGAUAUACCAAGCCCCACAACGCCACUUGUGACAACCACUUCUCAACCAACAAAUAUGAUGUCAGUAAUAACCAGUCCUGGUGUACGAAGCUCAACAACCCCUCUGGCACCUUCAGAAACUACAACACCAGAAAGUACCAGUCCUGAUGCACCAAGGACCAAAUCUUACCAUUGGUCAACAUCUCCUGCAUUAACAACUACAAUACCAGAAACAACCAGUUCUUAUGUACCAAGCCCUACAACUCCACUUGUAGCAACCACUUCUAAACUAACUGAUUUGGUGGCCUUAACCAGUCCUGAUGUACAAAACCCUAGUACUCUUGUGACACCUUCAACACAACCAGAAACAACCAUUGUUUAUGUUGAAAGUACCAUAUCUUCUCAUUGGUCAACACCUCUUGAAAUAGCUACGACCGAAAAGACAAGUACCGAUGAGGGAAUCCCUACACCGCUUGUGACACCUUCAGAAACGACCGAAACAGCCAGUUCUGACUUGCCAACUACCAAAUCUUUGGAGGGGCCGCCGCCUCUUGAAUUAACAGAUGCAACACUAAAAACAACCUCUAAUGAUGUACCAAGCACCAAAUCUUCAAUUUGGCCAAUACCUACUGAAUCAACAACUAUAACACAAGAAACAACCAGUCCUGAUGUACCAAGCCCCAAAUCUUCUCAAUGGACAAAACCUCCCGAAUUAACUACAAUUCUAGAAACAACCAGUACUGAUGUACGAAACCCUACAAAUCAUCUGACACUCUCAGAGACUACUACAUUACCAGCAAUAGUCAGUCCCGAUGUCCCAAUCACAAUAUCUUAUCAAUGGCCAACAUCCUCUGAAUUAUUAAAAACAUCAGAAAAAAACAGUACUGAUGUACCAAGCCUCACAACACCACUUGUGAUAACCACUUCUGAACAAGCUAAUGCGAUGGCAGGAAUAACCAGUCUUGAUGUACUAAGCUCUGCAACUCUUAUGCCAUCUUCAGAAACUACAACACCAGACAACACUGGUCCUGAUGUACCAAGCACCAAAUCAUCUCAAUGGCCAACAUCCCCUGAAUUAAAAACAUCAGAAACAACUAGUCCUGAUGUACCAAGCACCAAAUCUUCUCAAUGGCAAACACCUCAAUUAACUUCAACUUCAGAAACAACCAUUACUGAUGUGCAAAGCUCUACAACUCUUGUGACACGUUCAGAAACUACAACUCAACCACAAACAACCAGUUCUGAUGUACCGAGCCUCACACCGCCAACUGUGACAACCACUUCUCAACUAACUAAUACGAUGCCAGUAAUAACCAGUCGUGAGGUACCAAGCUUAACUCCUUUGGCACCUUCAGAAACUACUACACCAGAAAGGACCAUUCCUGAUGCACCAAGCACCCUAUCUUCUCAUUGGUCAACACCUCCUGAAUUAACUACAAUACAAGAUUCAACCAGUCCUGAUGUACCAAGCCCCACAACUCCAGUUGUCACAACCACUUCUGAACCAAAUAUUACCUCGCAAGCAAUAACUAGCCCUAUUGCACUCAGCCCUACAGCUCAAAACAACCAGCCCAGAUGUACCAAGCACCACAACUUCAUUUGUGACAAGCCUCUCUGA